GGGAGAUCACGAGCAAAGUCUAUUCUCGUUUGCACAGACCUAUCACGAGCAGCAGGCGCACGGCCGCUCAGUGGAGGAGUUCAAAAAGGAGCAGGAAUGGGAAAAUUUGCGACAGGGGCUCACCGAAUCCGUCGGCGCCGCGGACGUCGCUGCGAGGAUAAUCACAACUCCGGACAUGCAGCACUUGCACGAUGCGACAACGCAAACGGCUUUUCACAAGUACUUGUCGAGUUCCUUGGACAGUUUCGGGGGUGUCGAACAAUCGGAGCAAUCACAAGAUCUUUACCAUGUUGAGAGGACAAGUAGCACUACCAUAGGACGUACUACUAGCGAAGCCAGACUAUCACUAUCCACUGCAAGAACGAGUCAGCAGCAACGAGCCUGGUCUGCGUUUUUCGACUCCGCCGAUUUGCUGCAAAUCGAGCAAAAUCCGGACGGCGCAGGCAGUUGCUGGGCUGGGGUGUUUAGCCUGUCGCUGGCGAAGCUACUGUAUUUACCGAUUGAAACACUGGCAGCCAUGUACCCAGUAGGAUCGGUCGGCUCUUCUACUGCAGCCGCUGGGGAAAAAUCCGAAAAAUCUGAUAUUGCUCAGAGGAGAAGUAUCCUCCUUUACGCUCUUUCACAAGAGGGCUUCGGCGAGACGCUAGCGACGCUACCGUGGCAGGACGCACUCAACACCGGCUUUCCCGUUGCGGAUCUGUUGCAUCAGGCACAGGAAAUAAUUCUUGAUCGUGGAAUGAUCAGUAGCACGAGGAGGGGCGAUCGCGAUGUAUUUUACCCGCAAAAUUUUUAUCCUGACACGAGCAGCGGGUCGGAAAUAACGACGACAGCUUAUUUUCACCGCCGCCUAAUCGCGUUUUUCAACGCCUUCCGCUCGGCCGACCCAGCGAAGAAGCUACCGGUCGACACAUUCGUGGAAACGGAGCAGGACCAGGCGGUUGGCGGGUCACUGGAAACUUUGGCCCUUAACGUGUUGUUGGACAAUCAUAUUAGCCACCAGAAAGAUGAACAAGGUCUAGAUGAAGAUCUUCACGAUCGCAGUGCGUCAGCUUCUUCUAGCGAAGGAGGUGCUGGUCACCAAAGAGAGAGAAAUUCCACCCCGCCACCAGAGGAGGACCAAAUAAACAUCAAGGCAACUUUUCAGCUCCUUCUCCACGCGUGCGCGCACCUAACGCUUGCUUUGUUUACCGUGUCCCGCAGUGCGCAAACGGCAGGAAACCUCCCGAACGGCAGCAAAAACCUGGAUUUGCGGGCGCGCUUACAAGCGGCGAGCGGGAGGGUGCGGGCUUUCGUCGAUGUUCUUCAGAAAAAACGAGCAACAGUAGAACAACAAAUGGAGGAGCACCAGACGACCAUUGUACAACAGCACCAGCAAAGAAACCCGCUUCUCGCACUCCUCCAAAUGCCGCUUCCCUUCUUCUGGCUGCUCCAGUGGAUUGACGAGCAAGUGGCACCGCGGUCCCGUGCCGAAGCAAUCGUGGUGGUUGGGAGGAAGGACCGACUGGAGAUCCUGCAGUAUUACCUCCACAACUCGUUGCGCAUCCACGGCGGCGCGCUUGACAAGAUCAAUUUCGUUGUGCACAACGCCAUUGACGAGGAAAUCCAGUUCAUCUCCUCCUUAAUCCAGCAGCACCCGCACCACUACGCCGCACCUUCGGUAUAUGGGAAGCGGCUUGCUAAGUUCUACAGCUUCGCGAACCUGCGGAAAGCAAGAGAAACGACGGUCUACGUGAAACUGGAUGACGACAUCGUGUUUCUCUCCCGCAACGCGAUCCGUGAUGUCGUGCGGGAGAAGUGGUUUCGGCAGAAGGAGGUGUCAUUGGUUAGCGGAAACAUUGUCAACCACGCGAUUCUUUCCGCGGUGCACAACGAAUUCGCGGGGGUACCGGACAUGUACGGACCUGUGAUUGACUAUGGAAGCGUCAGGAUCGAAAUCGUCAAAGUUGAAAUAGUUUGUCAUGCAUAAAAUUAAAAUGCAAUGCAGAGUAAACUGCCUCUAUUGCAGAGGACGCAAGGGAGGCAGAUUAUGGCGCUGGUAAGGGUCGGGCAUUGGGCUGCUGAUUAGCAUCACAGAGGGGAGCCCCUUUGCCCUAAACAGCAUGACAAACUGGCCUCCUGUAGGGACAAAAUUUGUCAUGCACCGACUAGAAACUGUGGGUCCAAUCGGUAUCGAUUUUAUGCAUUACAGGUUAUUUCAACCGUGUCGAUUUCAAUCCUGACACUCCCAUAUUGACCCGGCGUGGGAAACGGACGACGAGAAACGGAGAUUGGCGCGGAAGGAAGUAUUGCUGAACAAGGGAAGUAGUCGAACGAGUAAUGGUCAAGAUGAAUAUCAAAACCUACUUCAGUCGGAGCGGGACCGCCUGCUGGACACCGCGGCGGAGGAAGACGAAAAAUUCCGCAAGAGCCAGGAGAUGAAAAAGAAGAAACAAAAGGAAAAAGAAAUAGCUGCAACGACAUCAUCUUCUCCACCUGAAGGUGCUACUAGUAAUGUUGUGCAAGAGGUGGAAUCUUCUUCAUCAUUAUCACCUGAGCAGCAGGAGCUGUGGGCCCCGCAAAUUGAAAAGCACCCCCAGGGAACCUGCGUCUGGGCGCGGUGGGAGUGUGCCGAGUGGGUACACCGCAGCUUUUUGCAUUUUUACCACACUUAUCAAAUGCAAAAAUGUCUGGGUCUGGAAGAAUGCAUGUUUGUCAUGCUUGUCUCGCAUGACUCUUGAAUCUGUCAUGCACGUUUCCCAAGAGCUCCAUUUUUCUGUGAUGCAGAAACGCAGUUUGUCAUGCAGAAUAGGCAACACCUAGGAGCUCAGAAACUUGUCAUGCUAAGUCAUCACUUGUUGCCUCAUCAUGAGGCGCCACCCAGCAUCACAAGUUUCCAGACCCAGACACUUUUACACUUGAUAACACUCGAAGUUUAGCCACGGUUUACACGUUCCACCGCUACAAUUUCCAUUUGUACGGCUAUGGAAACCCGCGGGAGCGGGUACUCGAGGACGAGAACGUAUGACAGCGCACAACUCCCCCUCGUUCUUCUCAUGCAGAUUACCCAGUCCACGCUUUCCCUACUGUCACUAUUAUGCAUUACAAGUUCUGAUAGACUCCAAAUAGCAUAACAAUCCAGUGCAAAUUUGUCAUGCACAACCGGCACUCUUGCUGAUGCUUGUGUUGCCGUUCAUGCCAUACAAAUGAGGGGGAGCAGGGGGAGUUGUGCACUGUCAUAGAACGGCAACAGUUUCGUCGACACGGAAAUCAUCCCGCUACAGCACUCCCGCUGGUCGAUCAACUUUUUCGCGUUUAUGGCAUCGGAUUUGGAAAAUGUCGACGUGCAGAAACUAGUGGAGGACGACGAAAGCCAGUUGUCCUACGUGCAGCCCUUCCAGCUACAAAAACCCUCCAUCGCGGUGGGGUCGGCGCUCGCUGUGCACUUUAGCUACGGGAAACAGGACCGGGGGCUCAUGGACUACACACGAUUACUCGCGAGCUAUAGAAAUCUAACGUUCUACGACUAUUACUAGUUGUGAACAUCAUAGAUAUUUGUAAGUGCUGUGGAGUCUGCAAAUGCAAAGAGCAGACAGCUUCGUCUGGAUCUGGUAUGAUUUAGGUAGGUGAUUUCAGAAGGUCAUCUUUGUAAUGUCGGAGUUCGCGCAUAAAACUUCAUUUAUGAGAAUACAGAUUUUUGCGUAUAGAUAGACGUAUUGACUCCAGAGAAAUGGUGCUGAGUUCUUUUUGCACCUCGACUCGCAAGGAAGGAGAAGAUGCGUCGAGCUGCGCUGAAAGUAAGGACCCUGCAAACGCAGUUCCUUGGCAAAG
This is a messenger RNA of Amoebophrya sp. A120, 3807 nucleotides long. NCBI's taxonomy places the organism in Eukaryota, Dinophyceae, Syndiniales, Amoebophryaceae. The record is from the annotation of a GenBank genome assembly.